AUGGCACGGUCAGGAACUGAUCGGAUAUUUCUGGUGCAAUUCCGACCGGAAUCCGGCGGCAAGGAACCUGCCGGAAUCGAGAAGAGCUGUACCGGAACCAACUCAGAUUUUAACGCACCCAGUCGUCGGAAUGAUCAGCCUGGGACCUGGCAACACCUCAGCAGCACUGUACAUAAAACCCAUCGGAUUCGUGUUUACCGCCCAUCGGAACAGGGUAGCUGUUUUUCGCGGAAUCUAUCACAAGGACCAUUUUUUGUCGAAAAGAAGACAGAUUUCCAUUUCGUUUUAAAUCAAUUAAUCGUCCGUGAACAGUCAGAAGGUGUGAUUCAAAGUUAA
Adineta ricciae is the source of this 336-nucleotide messenger RNA. NCBI's taxonomy places the organism in Eukaryota, Metazoa, Rotifera, Eurotatoria, Adinetida, Adinetidae. The record is from the annotation of a GenBank genome assembly.